This is a messenger RNA of Porites lobata, 5953 nucleotides long. Lineage: Eukaryota; Metazoa; Cnidaria; Anthozoa; Scleractinia; Poritidae. The record is from the annotation of a GenBank genome assembly.
AUGGAAAAUGUUUGUGAACGUGGCUCCAGAUUAAGAAGCGUGUCAGAAAAGUGUUGGGGUGCCACUAAUUACUAUUCGGGAAAAGAGGCUGUUUUACGUGGCUACUCUAGGCCGGUUUGGCUAUGUUUUGGUCAUGCAAAAAAAUUGCAAGUGGAAAGUCAAAGGAGGUGCUGUUUUCCGAGCGAAAAUGCUUGCACGCAAAGGAACAAUUUACUGCCAUGUCCGCAGAGGAUUCUCACCGUAGCAGCAAACCUUGAAAACCACCAAGGAGGUGCAUUUCUUUGCCAAGGCCACCUAAAUCUCGCGGACGAAGCUCCCAUAUUUACCAACCACGCUCUCUACAAACCCCCUACUACGAGAAAGGUAUGUUUCUUUUACACUCAAACAACAGUCAAAAUGUAGAGAAACAGAUCAUACAUUCUUAGUUUUGUUUUAGAAAAUAUUCAUAUUUUGCAUUAAAUUUUGCCCUAUACAUUUGUAGACAAAAUGUACUACUUCAGUCCUAUGUACUACCCCAGAAAAGAAAAUAACUUGGACGGAUGGAACCUCUCAGACCGCCCCUUUGCAGAGUGUUAAUGAGCUAGCAGAGGCAAAACAAUUAAUCACCAAAUUACAGCGCGAAAAUGCAGCAUUAAAAGAAAGAUGCAACAAGCUAGAAGGUAUUGUAUUGACGUACUCUUAAUUUCCACACAUUCAAAACAAAGACGACUAGUUUCAACCUUUAUUAGAAACAUUUUUUUAUUAAUUUUCAGAGCCAACUUUUGAUGAGCAGUUCAAAACGUUCCACAAGUGUCUCACUAAACAUUACAAGGAUGGAGGGCAGCGGCUAUACGACCCUGCAGACAUGGAAAAAUUUGCCAACAAGUGCACCCCUGGAUUGUUCAACCGUGCCUUGUGUCUAGUCAAGAAUGAUGAAAAACAACAGCUUUCUAAGAAAAGACAUGAAAUACUGAGACUGCGAGUUGUGGCACUGCUUCAUCAGCUGUCUUACUUUAGAAACCAAGUGUGUAUAAUAAUAAUAAAAAAUAAAAUAAAUAAUAAUACUAAUAAUGAUAAUGGUAAUGAUAAUGAUAAUAAUAAUAAUAGUAAUAAUAAUAAUAACAGGAACCAUACUUUAGAAAGACACUUAAAUUAAAUUAAACACCAUGGUGUGUAAUAGACACAAGUGUUGCUUGUUUGUUUUCAACAGAAAAACAAUCCCUUACAACAAGACUGUGGGUUGCACUUGUCCUUUCAUGGUGCCAGUGAUGAUGCUUUGACAGCUGGCUCACUUCUGGGGUUUAGCACCCACCCGAGAAGUGUGCUAAAUCAUAAAAAAGGAUUGUCUGGAAAAAGCAUUCACAAGACACAAGCGAUCGUUGAGAGUGCCAUAAAGGUACCUGUAUUUACAUACUGAAACAAUUCAUUAUUAAACAUCUGCCACUGCACAACACCCUGGCCAAAACAAUAAGUUGACACAAGGUGAGGUGGCUGGAUGUAAAGAAGCAGGGGCUAAAUAGACGGCACAAGGACCUUGUAACAAGGAGACAAAAACAACAAAAAUAGAGUGAUUUUAUUUGAACCGUGAAACAGAUAUUAACAAACAGUGCAAAAUAGCGAGAGGUAAACAAAAGAAGACAAUGGAAUUAAUACAUAAUAGUGCGUAGUAUUCUUCUACUUGUUUCAUGGUUUAAGUAAAAUGACUUUAAUUUAUCAGUCCAUAGAUGUACACUGAUCCAGUUAAAAAUUUCCUCCCCAACAGAACAACAACUUCCUCCUGCUCAUUAUAGAUGAUUUUCAUUGUGUCCAGUCUAUAAAAGACCCCAAACAGAGCCAGCUGAGCAAGUGCCUUCACAUGUGUACUGGAGUAGUGGAUCACCAAGAAUCUAUACCGGCAAUGCCAACAACAAGAAAUGUCCACCGGGUUGUACCUGUCCGAAUUGCUGGGGGUGCAAUUGUUAACUGCCGGGGAGGAAUUGAUGCCAACAAACUGAACGAGUUGUUUCAAGAGCAUUUGUCAAAUUAUUUUACAUUCAGUUAUUUAGACUCUCUACCUGCUGAUUUCAGUCAGUUUGACCUGACAAAUGUAAACAAAAGUUUAGUUGAAUUAAGGUAUGAUUUACAACAAAUCAGAAACCUAAAAGUCAAGGUAGUGGUCUAAUAGUCAUUGGGUGCCACAAGCUGGUACAAAAAGAAUAAUAUAACACUUUUAAGUAAUAGAUUUUAGUAAUGUAUUUCAUCCAAACUUUUCAUGCCAUUUAACUCUUUGGCAUAAAUCAAUGCCACAGAAAUUUUACAAUUAACUGGCACCAUAAAUAUCUUUAUUAUAAAUUCCUCCUCAAAAAUGAAAUUGGCAACUCCAAAUGUCAAUAACUAGUUUUACAUACAGCCCAUCAUAAAUUUUUUCCACAUACCACUUUGCAUUGUCUCACAAUGUAGGAAUUUGAAAGGGAAAAUUUAAUAUUGAAUGGAUAAUUGACUUUCAACAAAUGUUGCAUAAGGGUGCCAAAAAAGAGCAUGUACAAUGUUUCAUGAUACAAACAAUAACAAAUACCUUGUAGAGUGUAUACAGAUGAGGCCAGACAUGACUUGGAUUUGCUGUCCAACACUUGGCUAGUUGAUGAAUUUGAACAGUCCCUUAAGAGCAUGGCAAAUUAUAGACAAGCAAUGCAGCACCUCAAUGAAGUUUGCCCAUCACUAAGCGAAUACAUGGAAAAGAACCUACUGCUCUUAGCUGGUGAUUGGCCAACAUGGUACUACAACAAGAAGAUUAUAUGCCAGGUUUGGCUUAACAUUUUUAAAACACUUUUAGCAUAAGGAACAUAAUGAGCAAGGGAUGGCACAAUGGUGAGAGCACUCGCCUCCCACCAAUGUGGCCUGGGUUCAAAUCCCGGCAUCGACGCCAUAUGUGGGUUGAGUUUGUUGUUGGUUCUCUCCUUUGCUCCGAGGGUUUUUUUUUUUCGCUGUGCACUCCGGUUUUCCCCUCUCCUCAAAAACUAACACUGCCAAAUUACAAUUCGACUGAGAAUUAGGUACACAAGGACCACUUUGUGGAUUUGCUACCUCUGAAUCAAUAUAUAUUUAAUAUAAUAUUCACAGUAUAUUUCUGAAGUGAAAUAUUUCAUGCGUAAUGGGCAGUGAAUAUUUUACAACAACUUCUCUGUACUUGGUCAGAUUGAAAAUCUUUGAACAGGUUAAAUUUCAUAGAAGACAUUUACAUAAAAUUCAGGGAAACUGAGCUGGUAGAAAUUUCGUAACUGCUUUGCGUGUGACUUCACGGCUCAUUACGCAUGCAAGAAUGCAGAGAUGAAUCUGAAAUCUACAACUACCAACGGAUUCAACUUUCAAAUAAUAAAUUCAUUAAUGUAAUCUUGGGGGCUAUGCUUGACUUGACUGUAACACAUUACAAAGGAAAAAAAAGUUUCAACCAAAGAUAAAAAUGAGCCACAACACAUACUCAAGGGUAAAUAUUAUUCAAAACUUGGGCAGUCCCACUAAGAGAACUGCAUUUCAGGAGCAACAAAAAGAAACUACAGGUACGUAAACAAAUACACACUGAGAGAGUCCACUCUAGUUAAACAGAAAACAUUUACAUGUCUGUUAUUCUUAAUUACUUAAUAGUAAUUAAUAGUACAUAAAAUUUUAAAGUAAGAAUAAUUAUUUUAUACUUUCAAAUUGAUUAUGAACAUUAGCUAAAAAAAAGUUGCUUACUCUACAGUGGAAACCCGAUGUUGACCCAGACAGAGUAUUGUCAGUGGUGCCAUGGCAGGGGCCCUUCCAUAUCUGUCUGAACUCACAAGAAGAUGUUGUGGCAAAUUUCCGCUGUUUUUUUGAAAAGCUGUACAAACACUUGUUUGGUCAAAGAAAAGUGUUGCCUUCCAAGCCUAAACCACACAGAAUUUCGACUCUCAUCACUACAGCAUUUGGUGGAUGGCUGACUGUAAAAACCGCUGUUCUACCUGCAUUUGGACAAUGUAAAGACCCAGAAUAUGUCCUUCUUGUGUUUCUCCUGGAUGAAUUGGUUCCACUUGUGUUUUACUUUUAUUCAGUUAUCUUUCGAGGUGGUGACCAAAGGAAGUGGGUUGAUGCCAUGAUACGGUUAGCCCUCAUGUUUAUCAUCCAAAGGCGGCGUCACUAUGACAAGGCCACCCUGUGUCAGUUGAGCGACCUUGUACACCAGCAAGAGGCCAUUCCCAACUUCCAGGAGCUACUGGAGCAAUGGCUCAAUGAGCUAACAGAAAAGAAAGUGGAAGUUUUCCAUUCACUUCUUCGAAGGUAACAUAAAUGUACCUAGGAAAUUCAAGUGCAUAAACGGUUUGUCAAACAUUACCCAGUAUAACAGACAGAUCCUAAUAAUGUGCAAUAUUGCCCCAAGGUCAACAUGUUUUUUUAGCAAUGCCACAUAUUUUUUUUACCUGAAAAAUUUAGUGGUAAACCAAUCAAUUCCUCUUAAAACAAGCAGACCACUACUUCAACAAAGUUAUGAUUUAUCAUUAUUUUUAAAGGUAAGGAAUGCAAAGUUCCUAAACGUGGUUUGAAUAAAACUAUUUUUCAUCUGUGUGCUGUUGUUUUAAAUGAAAUUUAGUCGAGGCCACAGCCCUUGAUAUGACUGUCAAUGACAGACAAUGUCAGCGUGCAAAGACAGUCAUGUCCGAUAGCCCACGGCUAGUGGAUUUUGCUAUUGGGCUAGUGAUUCUUGUUCUUAACUUGCCCAACAGGCAAGUGCUGUUUUUUAGGCAAAUUCAAAUUACAGAAGGAUUGGAAUCAAUCCUGCUAAUCAAAAAGGGUUUUACGGCUAGUUGAAAUGACUUGUGGGCUAGUAAAUGCUAGCUACAGCUGCGGCAUCUGUAAAACUGAGUUUCUUUGCACCCUGGAAUGUCAAGGAAAAUAAACUUUUGAAAAAUUCAAAUAAGCCAAAAGUGUUACAUUAAUUUCAGCUAAGUGACUAAGACAUUUCAUUGUCCUUGAAUUGUCAGAUCAGUUCCUCCAAAUGCCACAGCCAGCCAAGUUCAGGCAGCUGCAAAGGCCAUAAGUGCAAACAGAUGUGCAGAAGACUUUUGUACCUGGUUCCUUACCAAUAAUCCAAGAGGCAAAAGUGUCCGGAACCUAAGGGACCUAUCAAACAAAGCAGCUGAGUUUCUUCUUGACUUGUUCAUCUCUGUGAGGCAAAACCUUGGAAACUCUGCAAAAAUACCCAGAGGACAAAAGAAAUAUCAGGUAGAAUCCAAUAUGGCUGUAACAACCCAUUCCAUAACAAAACAAAGCAUUUCCUAUACAAGAUAUACCUGAAACAAACCUUUAUCUUUUUCCAAUGCAGCCUUAUUAUCUACCCUCUCUUGAUGCAACUGUGGACCAAAGAAGCUUCCCCUUAGGGUAUGCCUGGAAGGGUCAAGAACCAGACGCACUGUUGGCUUGUGAUGCAGCAGAUUGCAGAGCAGAUGACAAUCUCCUACUUGCAGAUCAGCGCUUCAACUGUGGCCACACAUUUCACAAAAGUUGUCUUGGUAGUUCCUCAAACUGUAACGAUCAUAACUACUCAAUACUGUAUGGUGUCAAGUGCCCCAUUUGCUCUGAGCAACUUCCUUUAAGAAUCCAAGAACUUGCAGACAGUUUCAACAAAGGUUUACUGGCAGGAAAUGAUGAAACUGACGGAAGCAAUGAUAAUCAUGAUGACGACGACGAUGAUGAUGGAAGUGACAACUCAGAUGAUGAUGACAGUGAUGAUGAUGAUAGCAAACCUGAUACACUAGCAAAUAGAAUACUCAUUAAAGCAAAACAAUCCCUUUUGCAUCUUCCACAAAGUGCUUUAUUUAAGUACAGCAACAAAAAUUCCAAGAAUGUAAACUCCACCGACUCUACUGGAGAAGCAGUAAUUGUUAAUACUAGUAUGGUGUGUGUCACAUGUGGCAGGGUCUGUAAGAGCAAAGGGGGCUUGACUCAGCAUCAGAACACCCACAAAGGGGUAAAUAGUUAA